Durusdinium trenchii is the source of this 1224-nucleotide messenger RNA. NCBI's taxonomy places the organism in Eukaryota, Dinophyceae, Suessiales, Symbiodiniaceae. The record is from the annotation of a GenBank genome assembly.
AUGUCGGAGCUCCUGCAGAAUUGGCUCAACAAUGAGGUGGGCCUUUCAACCAAUGUCUCGAAUUUCGAGAAGGACUUCUCAUCAGGAUACCUCUUUGGAGAAAUCCUGCACAAGUUCUGGCAAGCUGACUUCGAGCAGUUCCAGAACAAGAACUCUCACCAAGCGAAGAUCGCCAACUUCAAGUCGUUAGAACCGAUCUUGAAGGCACUGGGCAUCAAAUUCAAUGCCACCCUGAUCAACGCAGUGAUGAAUGGCGAACGGGGUGCAGCCUUAAGGCUGCUCUACCAGCUGAAAAUGGCUUCCGAAAGGAGUGAGCGUCCUGUGCUGGCCCUCCAAGCUUCUGCUCUAGAAAUGCAGGCCAGUGUGGGCUGGCCCGGCGCCUCCAUGAAGGUGCGACAAGCACGCGUAGAGAAACUCACUCGGAAGUUCGAGUUAGAGAAGCAUAAGCAGGAGAUCGUGGCCUUCGAGAUGGAUCACAUCGAACAGGCGCAUGUGGAGGAGCAGCGACAGAUCCAUCGUUUUAGUCUUCGGGAGCGUCUGCGGCAGAACCGGGCGGCGAAGGAUGAGUGGGAGGCCAGAGGCCACGAGCUCUGGCAGGAGAACAUGAAGGUGCGCAUGACAAGGGAGAACGAGCAGAUGCGCUUCUCCGACAAGGUCUUGAGGACUCAACAGGAGAAAGAGCUCACGCUCCGUCGACAGGCGGCCGAAGAGGUCUUAAAGGGUACACAGGACUUCGAGAGCGGCCUGGUGACGCUGGGCCUGACGAAGACCAAGGAGGAUGUGAUCCCAGAAGACAGCUCCGAGGAGGAGACGGACUCCGUGGAGAAGCUGUUGGCCCAGACCUCGAAGGUCGCCAGCGCCAAGGAACUGGUCGAGGCGCUUCAAGCCAAGCUGCCGACCGGUCAGGAGCUGAACUACGAGGCCAACCUCUUCAUGCGAAAGAUCAAGGAGUCUAAGGAGGCUGGCGCCAUCGCGCGCCGGGAGCGGGAGCGGCGGCGCCGCCGAGUGCUGGUGGAACAGCAGCGCGAGCAGGAGAUGCUCGAGGAGAAUCAACUGGAGCAGGUGCUUCUGGAAAAGCUGGGCCGCGAGUCCAUCGAGGAGAGCGCCAUCAGCUAUCGCAGCUGGCGGGUGAACAUGUUCGAGGAGGUCUUUGUCAGGAACCGGCAGGCGCGACAGCAACAGUACAUCGCGCAGAAGCGGGCCGACAAAGAGGAGGCCGGAUGA